CGCAGGGGCGCUGUGGGGACGGACCGUGCGGGCGCAGCUCCGCCAUGGCCGCCCGUCCGCUGAACGUGAACGUGGGGGUGCUGGGGCACAUCGACAGCGGCAAGACGGCGCUGGCGCGGGCGCUCAGCACCACCGGCUCCACCGCCGCCUUCGACCGGGCGCCGCAGAGCCGCGCGCGGGGCAUCACGCUGGACCUGGGCUUCUCCUGCCUGCGCACCGCGCUGCCGCCGCAGCUGGGCCCGGGGCCCGGAGAGCUGCAGUUCACGCUGGUCGACUGCCCCGGGCACGCCUCCCUCAUCCGCACCAUCAUCGGCGGUGCCCAGAUUAUCGAUUUGAUGAUGCUUGUAAUAGAUGUGACAAAAGGGAUGCAGACACAGUCAGCAGAGUGCUUGGUAAUUGGGCAAAUUGCCUGCCAGAAGAUGGUGGUGGUUCUGAACAAAAUAGAUCUCCUUCCAGAGGAAAAGAGACAAAGUGCCAUUGAGAAGAUGACUAAGAAAAUGCAGAAGACCUUGGAAAAUACUAAGUUCUGUGGGUGUCCUAUUGUUGCUGUUGCAGCAAAGCCGGGUGGACCGGAAGCCCCAGAGUCUGAGAAUCCACUGGGUGUUUCUGAAUUGAUUGAGGUCUUGAAGUCUCAGGCUUACCUGCCAUCAAGAGACCCCUCAGGACACUUCCUUAUGGCAGUCGACCACUGUUUCUCUAUCAAGGGUCAAGGCACAGUGAUGACAGGGACUAUUCUUUCUGGCUCUGUUAGCCUUGGUGACAGUGUGGAGAUUCCUGCCCUGAAGGUGACAAAGAAAGUCAAGUCCAUGCAGAUGUUCCAUACUCCUGUGACUUAUGCUAUGCAGGGUGACAGAGUAGGUAUCUGUGUAACCCAGUUUGAUCCCAAACUGCUGGAAAGAGGCCUGAUUUGCACCCCAGAUUCACUUCACACCAUCCAUGCUGCAAUAAUUUCCUUGAAGAAAAUCCAGUAUUUUCGAGGAACUCUUCAGACUAAGGCCAAGUUCCACAUCACAGUUGGUCAUGAAACAGUUAUGGGAAGAGUGAUGUUUUUCAGUCCAGCCCCUGCUGACUUCAAUGAAGAAAUUCAAGAAAAUGUUUUUGAUUUUGAAAAAGAUUAUCUUUAUCAAGAGCAAUAUUUGUCCAAGGACUCAGUUUCGUCAGAGGAGAACAAAGAAAAUGACCAGGCAGGAGAAGUCCAACUCCCAAAACAACAGUGGGCUUUGCUAGAGUUUGAAAAACCAGUCACUUGUCCUAAACUGUGCCUUGUGAUCGGCUCCAAGCUGGAUACAGAUAUUCAUGCAAAUACCUGCAGGCUGGCAUUCCAUGGGGUGCUGCUCCAAGGCAUGGAAGACAAGAAUUACACAGAGACUUUCCUUCCAAAGCUGAAAGUGUACAAACUGAAGCACAAAGAAGGACAAGUGGAAAGGGUGAUGGACGACUACAGUGUGAUUGGUCGUUCGUUGUUUAAAAAGGAAACAAACAUCCAAAUUUUUGUGGGUCUGAAAGUGAAGCUAUCUACAGGAGAAGAUGGAAUAAUAGAUGGUGGGUUUGGACAAAGUGGUAAAUUUAAAAUCCGAAUUCCAGAUGGACUGAAGCCAGAUACCAAGAUGCUUCUUACUGUUGCCUCCAAGAAGAAAUCUAAGGGAGGGAAGGGGGAUAUGACCAAGGAAGAUGAAAGCAGCAAGAAUGAUUCAGCCCAACCUGUUACUAUCUCUCUUAGCUUUAAGAGAUACGUCUUUGACACGCAGAAGAAAAUGAUUCAAUCCUGAGAAAGUAAGGGAGGCCUCUAAUAGCACCUGAAAGUCCAGACUGAAGUGAUUUGAGGUGGAAUGUAUUUCUUUUCUGGACACAUUAGACUUGUUACUUCUUCACCAACAAAGCCUGGAAGCUUCUGCUGAUUAUAUGCCCCCUUCCACGAUCUUUACCAUCUUAUAUUGUUUGUUAGAAUUUGCUUAUUUUGUCAUCUUUGUGAUGUGAAUCUUUAUGGCAUCUCAGAUAAUGUCACCUGCCAGAUUGGGUGUACAUUUGGGUGUACAUUGUAAUUGCACUGUUUUUCUGGAGAAUUGUGUUGAAGCUUCUCUUGAUUUAGAAGUUUGCCACCAGUAUAAAUCUAAAUCAAGUCAGGAUGUGAAUUUCAUGUGACCCACAAAGGGAAGCUGAUUAUUCUAGGCUUACUUCCCUGAGCAAAGCAGGAGACAGAAAGUGCACAGUUUAAUAGGUGAAACCUAAAAUGGAUGUUUCACAUUCCUUCAGCUGCAGCUAUGUAAGAUGCUAUCUGAGAGAUGGUAUGGAUGUUUUUUAUAAAUAUGAUUUAUAUCUAGAAAUGUUUUUCAUAUUAAACAUAAUAAUGUGUGUGACUGAGAGAGUCUUAAUUAUUCUGUUUACUCUUCCAAAGGUUCAGAACCUAUCUUCAGUGGCAUUUUAUAUAACUUUUCUGAAUUUCCUGCCUGUUCUCCAGUGAAUCCUAUUCCAGAACUGUUUUCUUUUUUUUUUAUUUUUUUUUUUGUAACCACAAUAUCUUUUGUGUGUGAAAGAAAAAGUUGCCUCUGGAAAUAGUCAAGGGCUUUAUUUCAUUAAAAUAAUGAUAGAAGAUUGCUGCAUAA
This is a messenger RNA of Chiroxiphia lanceolata (lance-tailed manakin), 2603 nucleotides long. RefSeq names its product eukaryotic elongation factor, selenocysteine-tRNA specific (gene EEFSEC). Lineage: Eukaryota; Metazoa; Chordata; Aves; Passeriformes; Pipridae. The record is from RefSeq and is a predicted model, not a curated record. Gene Ontology annotation, biological process: selenocysteine incorporation. The transcript has 7 exons. Gene Ontology annotation, molecular function: GTP binding; GTPase activity; translation elongation factor activity. Bases 45 to 1769 code for a protein of 574 amino acids.